This is a messenger RNA of Musca vetustissima, 724 nucleotides long. It is a transcript of the gene Rab11, whose product is annotated as ras-related protein Rab-11A. The record is from RefSeq and is a predicted model, not a curated record. NCBI's taxonomy places the organism in Eukaryota, Metazoa, Arthropoda, Insecta, Diptera, Muscidae. The coding region runs from base 58 to 702 and encodes 214 amino acids. Gene Ontology annotation, cellular component: recycling endosome. The transcript is spliced from 4 exons. Gene Ontology annotation, biological process: exocytosis. Gene Ontology annotation, molecular function: GTPase activity; GTP binding.
AAACCAAAACAGAAAGUAAAACAAAAAGAAACACCGACAACAAGAACACACAACAAAAUGGGCACAAGGGAAGAUGAGUACGAUUAUUUAUUUAAAGUUGUUCUAAUUGGCGAUUCUGGUGUCGGCAAAAGUAAUUUACUUUCACGUUUCACGCGCAAUGAAUUCAAUUUGGAAUCGAAAUCAACGAUUGGCGUGGAGUUCGCCACACGUAGCAUAGAGGUUGAUGGUAAAACAAUUAAAGCUCAGAUCUGGGACACAGCCGGCCAGGAGCGUUAUCGUGCUAUUACAUCGGCCUAUUAUCGUGGAGCUGUUGGUGCUUUGUUGGUCUACGAUAUUGCAAAACAUUUGACAUAUGAAAAUGUUGAAAGAUGGUUGCGGGAAUUGCGUGAUCAUGCCGAUCAAAAUAUUGUCAUUAUGUUGGUGGGUAAUAAGUCCGAUUUGAGACAUUUGCGGUCAGUACCAACGGAUGAGGCUAAACUAUUUGCCGAACGUAAUGGCUUGAGUUUCAUUGAAACAUCAGCGUUAGAUUCUACUAAUGUUGAAACUGCAUUCCAGAAUAUACUCACAGAAAUCUACCGUAUUGUUUCGCAAAAGCAAAUACGUGAUCCACCAGAGGGUGAUGUUAUUCGUCCUGGCAAUGAUGUACCCAUUGAUAUUAAGCCGACUGUUACUAAUAAUGUACCCAAACAAUGCUGUCAGUGACCGCCUUAUAGCUGCCCCUCAA